AUGGCCGUGGAGAAGAGGAACGUCAUAUUCUUGGCUAUUGUCCUUGAGAUCGAGGGACGCGAGGAUAUCACUCUUGACAUCUCUACUCCGGACUCGCGCAAGAAGCUAUCCGAGCACCCCGUUACACUCAAAGAGGGCGCUAUCUACCAACUGAAAAUUGUCUUCAGGGUGCGCUUGGAUGUCAUUCGUGGUUUGAAUUACUUUGAAGAAAAGAAACGCCAGGGCAUUCUCAUCGAGAAGAGCGAAACUCUCAUGGGUGCAUAUGCCCCUGUUCUAGAGGGCCAACCUGACUUUGAAGUGACAUUUGGUGGCGAAGAAGUUCCGUCCGGCAUGGGGGUCUUUGGAAGAUAUGAUGUAACGUCUUCUUUCGCGGACGAGAAAAACCACUAUCUUGACGUCCAGUGGGCCUACGAGGUCACGGAGGACUGGUGA
Messenger RNA from Penicillium waksmanii, 432 nucleotides. RefSeq names its product E set domain-containing protein. Gene Ontology annotation, molecular function: protein binding; Rho GDP-dissociation inhibitor activity. Gene Ontology annotation, biological process: Rho protein signal transduction. The coding region runs from base 1 to 432 and encodes 143 amino acids. Gene Ontology annotation, cellular component: cytosol; cytoplasm; membrane. NCBI's taxonomy places the organism in Eukaryota, Fungi, Ascomycota, Eurotiomycetes, Eurotiales, Aspergillaceae. The record is from RefSeq and is a predicted model, not a curated record. The transcript is spliced from 3 exons.